Molecule: messenger RNA, 1195 nt
Organism: Nylanderia fulva
Lineage: Eukaryota; Metazoa; Arthropoda; Insecta; Hymenoptera; Formicidae
Source: RefSeq, a predicted model, not a curated record
AUUUAACAUGAAUGGUUCUAAGUACGCCGGAUAUCGAGGUAGAUUUUGAAUGGGCGGUGAAACUGAAUCGUUUGUCUCUAAACAUUAUCGGACUUUGGCCUAAAAUCGCGCAAAGCCCACGAGAGAAAUUACUGUGCAAUCUUCGAGUGCUUUUCGUUUUUCUGGGGCUAACUUUUGUCAUUCUAAUCCCUUCUAUACACGCCCUGAUAAUAUUUCGAAGGGAUAUCAUGCUAGUGAUGGAUAAUUUACAAUUCACUUUGCCGGGCAUCAGCUGUUGGAUAAGGAUCGCGAUUUUUUGGUGGAAAAAAGAAGCUAUCGUACCGAUUAUGAGUAUGAUCGUGGAGGAUUGGAUAAGGGCGCACGAGAACGCGCAAGAGAGACAGAUAAUGAUCAGAAGGGCGCAAACCGCGCGCAUAAUUGUCACUUGCACGUAUUCUUUAAUGGGAAUAGCGUGCGCUUUCGUCAUCGUUCUACCGGGUUUCGGGCUGUCAACGAGAUUGACAUCGAACAUCACCGAUCCGGGCAUCAGACCAUUGCCGUUGCAAACUCAUUACGUCUACGACAUCACGAAGAGACCGUACUAUCAACUGACAUUUGUCAGCCAGGCCGUCUACAUCAGCCUCGCCAUCAUGUCUUACACCGGGAUUGACAAUUUUCUCGGUCUGCUGAUAUUUCACAUAUGCAGCCAACUGGACAUUCUCAAGAAUCGUUUGACGCAUUUGCACAAAUAUGUCAAUUCGCGCGACAUGAUGAAAAGCUGCGUAGUGAAACACAUUCGUUUGCUCAGAGCGAUUAACAUUAUCGAAGAUACAUACAAUAUAACACUUCUCGCGUUAUUCGCGUACUUUGCGAUCCUCUUUGCUUUCUACGGUUUCCGAAUAAUUAGCUUUUUUAAGUGCAAUGAUAUAUAUUAUGCGGCAUACGACAAUGAAUGGUACUUGGCGGAUCCGAAAGAUGCAAGGAAUUUAUUGCCAAUAUUAAUCAGAGGCGCUAAACCGGUCUAUCUCACCGCUGGAAAAGUAUUUCCCAUGACAAUGGCUACAUUCUGUGGUCUAAUAAAAACAUCAGCCGGUUAUAUAUCUGUUUUGCAUACGACGAGAAAUUAAUGAAAAGUGAGAAUAAGUAGUAAGUAAUAUAAAUAAAUAAGAAGAAUUAGAAAUAAUUUUUUUAUGCAAUUUCCGACAGAAUAGGAUGA